Messenger RNA from Prorocentrum cordatum, 8319 nucleotides. Lineage: Eukaryota; Dinophyceae; Prorocentrales; Prorocentraceae. The record is from the annotation of a GenBank genome assembly.
AUGAAGUGUUCCGUCUUGGUCUCCAUCCUCGCGCUCGCGGGCGUGCGUGGCGCGACCGCUGGCGAGUCAAAUCCCCUGGGCAAGGUCAUCGAGCUCAUGGACUCCCUGGCGGCGAAGCUGGUCGCAGACGGGGAUGCCGAGGACAAGGCAUUCCACAGGUAUGUGGAAUGGUGCGACGAGACGACUUCGAAUCAGAAGUACGACAUCGACACCGCAACCACCAAGAGCAGCGAGCUCGGGGCCACCAUCGCGAAGGCGACCAGCGACAUCGAGGCGGCCGAAGGCAAGAUCGGCGACCUGGCGGGCAAGAUCGCGAAGGCAGAGGGAGAGCUGAACGACGCCGCGCUGAUCCGCAAGAAGGAAGCAGCCGAAUUCUGCCACAAGGUGUCCCACGAGCAGGUGACACUGUUCAACCUUCUGAACUGGGUGCACAUACAGUUCUCGGUUGUGGUGACGUCCAAUGACACGGACGCGAAGAACAACAAUUUUGGAUUCAGUUUCACGCAGAUGCAGGGGCUCAGCAUCUGUAUGGCAUUGAAGGCAAAGCACACGCCACAGAUGAACAAGAGUCGUGUCCUCACCAUGCUGGAAGCAGCAGGUACGGACAAACCGCAGAAGAUGUACGAUCACUUGAAAAAGUUCUCCACGGAGCGUAUGGCUAAGAUAGCUGCCAUGCCCGCCAAGGAGAUUGCUGAAGCGAUGAAAGUAUGGUUGGAAGAAAAGCCUUACGGUGCUACUCCUCCAGCCAAGCCGCAGCCGCCCAAGAAGCCGAAGGUCUCGCCCCCGAAGCCAAAGACAGGAGGUAUUACCAAUGAGGCCCUGGACGAAGAGAAGAAUACAGAAGACUUUGUCCCAUUCCCCAAGGCCAUCUCCCUGACGGACGCGCUCAACAUGGUCACGGACCUAGAGGGCGGCCGCGGGUUAGGCUACAAGCAAAAUGGUGCGCUGUUCUUCAGAGUCGAAAAGUCUAAGUCAGGCCUUGCCACUAUCCUUUCUGCAAAUAUUACCAGCUGGAAUACCUUUUCUGGCCGCCUUGCUCUCAUGAAUGCAGAUGUCCUUGCGCUGCAGGAGACACGCCUCAAUUUGAAGGAGCAGAUGGACGCCGAGGCCCUGGGCGACCAGCCUGUGGUCAUGUGCGUGGACUCGAAUACGACAAUUGCACAGACAUCCACGCUAUCCGCAGCCCUGGCUACAGGGCGAUGGCACGAUGUUGGAGCUAUGUAUGGAGCGGAACCCACUUACGGCCUGGACCCGAAGUGGGAUAAGUAUUCGACAGGCAAUCAUGUUACGCGCCCUGAUCUUAUUUUGGUCAGUACGGCAGCUCGAGAUUCCAUCCACUCUUUUCGCUUGCGACGGGACCUGGGGAUCAAGUGCCACCUAGGUCUGGAGCUCACGCUGAAUAUCACCAAGCUCUCAGAGGUCUGGCAAAGGUAUCGUAUGCCUGUGGCCUACCCCGUUGAGCUAGUCAAGAAGAUCUCCGAGGAGGACAACGAAGCGUUGGGCAAAGAAUGUGUGGAUGAGUAUUAUGACCGGUUCUACGAGGCACUGGACAAAGAAGAUGCAAAUACAGCGUGGUCUCUCAUCGGGCAGAUGGGCGAAGCUUUUCUGGAGAAACGUCCCACGACUUCCAAGUUGCGGCAGAUCGAGAAUGUACUCCACCGUCUCACUGAGCUCUCAAAGAAGAUUCACAUCUACUUCCAGGGUACAGAGGGUUAUCAAUCCAACGAGAUAGUCACCAAGCGCACUGACAUCCUGGACCACAUCAACCGUUUCUGGAGCACGAUAUUCAACAAACCUGACCUCUGUGACUGGGAUAAGUUCUUUGCACGCUUUGGACGCUAUAUCCCUUCUUGCCAGUGCACCAUCACUGACAUCACAGGCUCCAGGCUGCUCAAGCAAUUCAGAAAGAUGGGAACUACACGUGCUGUGGCGGCCGAUGGCUGGAGAGUCGGCGAGCUCCGAUUGCUGCCUCUUACCAUCUGCGAGUUGAUUGCAGUUGCCCUAAAAGGUAUUGAGGACCAGUGGCUCCCCUGGCCAGAUGUUAUGUGCACGGGCAUCACGUCCUGUUUACCAAAAUGGGACCCAGAGGCAGACCUUGCCUCGACCUGUGAACCAGAUGAAGUGUGGCUGGCCACGGUUGAUCAAACGCGGCCGAUCACCAACCUCUCGCCAAUCUACACUGCCUUGACAGGCGACCGCUUCCAGCAGAUGUCUCCCUGGCGUCAGACUUACGCCUACGAAGAUCUGGUUACGGAUCAGAUUGUUUCCGCAUUGAGAAGAUCAAAGCACAUCGCAAACGAGAUGAAGUACCCCCAGAAGACCUACCUGACUGGGAGGCUAACAAACAGGCAGAUGACAGUGCUGUUCAAGCUGCACGCCAACAUAGUGUGCCAGAGGAUAUCAGACACCAACACCUGCGAGAUCAGCAUCUAUGUUAUACUCUUCAGCACACAGCCACGAUUAUCUUGGCUGCACGUGCAAAGCAACUUCAGGCUAUGGGAAGAGACACUCAUCAUGCCCGAUGCGCUCAAGCCGAAGCUAUGCAAAAUGCCGAACUGGAAGGUGCAGACCCCCAAUGGCCAGACGAGGAUGCUGAGGCCAACCUGCACAAGCACCAAUGCACCGCCUGCGGAGCAAAACACCGCGACCUACGGCGACAUCCUGUACUACAGAUACGCCACCAACAACCACCCCAGCCUCAUCAUCUUGUCCGGCUGCGGACCCAGCAACAUCAGCGUCGUCAAGCUCCACGUGGGUACGACCAGCUUUAGAUCAGAUGACUACCAAUCCCUUGACCUGGAGUCCGAAGCAGAGCUCACGGACACUCUGAGCGCCCUGUCGCGGGCGAUCGACCUGAUCUCCAAGGAAAUGGCCAAGAACCCCGCCGCCUUCGUGCAGAUGGAUGUCUCGGGCGUGGCUGGUCUGGUCACUGCUCUCAGCACAAUUGUGGACGCUGUUUCCCUCGGGGGUGCCGAUAAGGAUAGGCUCGUUGCGUUUGCGCAGGAGCAGCGGGAUGCAGCUGAGUCGGACGAGUCUGGUGCCCCUGACCCAGCAGCGUACAGGUCACACAGCAAGGGGAUCCUGGACGUCCUCGAGGAUCUGAAGGCAAAGGCCGAGGAGCAGCUCGCCACCCUGCGCAAGGAGGAGUCGAGCACUCAGCACAACUACGCCCUGUUGAAACAGAGCCUGGAAGACGAGGUUGCCUACAACACGAAGGAGCUGAAAGAGGAGAAGGCGUUCAAGUCUGACACGGAGGAGGCGAAAGCGACUGCCACCGCGGAUCUUGCAACGACCACGAAGUUGCUCAAGGACACGGAGGCAGCGAGGUCGGCAACGCAGGCCGAUUGCAUGAAGUUAGCGACAGACCACGACGUCUCCACCGCAGGCCGCACUGCCGAGCUGAACACGAUCGCCGCCGCGAAGAAGGCGCUUGUGGAGACAAGCUCUGGCGCUGUGGAGCAGACGUAUUCCUUCAUCCAGAAGGUAAGCUCGAGCCUGCGCACUGGCGCAGACCUGAAGGGCGCCGAGGUGGCCCGCUUCGUCAAGAGGCUGGCCAAGGACCAUCAUUCUGAGGCCCUCGCGCAGCUGGCAUCGCGCAUCACAGCGCUCAUGCAGUACGGCAGUGGCGCCGGGGCGGAUCCCUUUGUAAAAGUGAAAGGGCUGAUCACGGACAUGAUAGAGAAGCUUCAAGCCGAGGCUGACGCGGCUGCGACCGAGAAGGCCUACUGCGACGAGCAAAUUGCCAAGACCGAAGCGAAGAAGUCGGAGCUCGAGGAUGACAUCGCCAAGCUGACGUCCAAGAUCGACACCAAGAGCGCACACUCGGCCAAGCUCAAGGAGGAGGUGAAAACACUGCAGACGGAGCUGGCCUCGCUUGCCAAGGAGCAGGCAGAGAUGGACCAGAUCCGCUCUGACCAGCACGCAGACUACCUCCAGGCCAAAGCCGACCUCGAGCUUGGCCUGGAGGGCGUGGGCAAGGCGCUCUCGAUCCUCCGCAAGUACUACCAGGGUGACGGGGCCGCCAUGCUCCAAAGCCAGCAGCCAGCGAAACCCGUGUUCCACAGCAAGGUCAUAGAGUCCGAUUUCGCGAAGAACCUUGCCGACGAGGAGGCAACGGAGGCGGAUGCGUUGUCCUCGUACGAUGCCAGGACGCAGGAGAUCAAGGUGUCCAUGGCCACGAAAAGCCAGGAUGUGAAAUACAAAGUGCAAGAGUUCAAGGGCUUGGACAAGGACGUCAACGAGCUGUCCGCUGACCGCACGUCCACCAACGAGGAGCUGUCGUCGGUGCUGGAGUACUUUGCCCAGGUCAACCAGCGCUGCAUCGCCAAGCCGGAGACGUACGAGGAGCGCAAGGCCCGCCGCGAGGCCGAGAUACAAGGAUUGAAGGAAGCCCUUGCGAUCCUGAGCGACGAGACCGCUGCGUCGCUCCUGCAGUGUUCCGUCCUGGUCUCCAUCCUCGCGCUCGCGGGCGUGCGUGGCGCGACCGCUGGCGAGUCAAAUCCCCUGGGCAAGGUCAUCGAGCUCAUGGACUCCCUGGCGGCGAAGCUGGUCGCAGACGGGGAUGCCGAGGACAAGGCAUUCCACAGGUAUGUGGAAUGGUGCGACGAGACGACUUCGAAUCAGAAGUACGACAUCGACACCGCAACCACCAAGAGCAGCGAGCUCGGGGCCACGAUCGCGAAGGCGACCAGCGACAUCGAGGCGGCCGAGGGCAAGAUCGGCGACCUGGCGGGCAAGAUCGCGAAGGCAGAGGGAGAGCUGAACGACGCCGCGCUGAUCCGCAAGAAGGAAGCAGCCGAAUCCUGUGACAUAGUGGAGUUCGACCAGAGGGGCCUCGUCACGGGCUUCAAGGGCGACUCUGCCGAGACGUACAACCUUCUGAACCACAGCUUCAGGUUCUCGGUUGUCAUGACGACGGAUGAUGGAUAUCACGAGAUGGUCCAUUGCGUCGCGAAGUACGUCCACAUAUAUUAUCUUCAGAAUAUUAGCAUCAAUUUUGUGGAGAGAUGUUGUUGGGGCUUCAUCUUUCCAGGGGAUCGAGAAUAUUCACUUGGAUAUAGGUGGCUUAUCACCCACCAGGCGUGGAAUCGACUUCAGCAUGCGCUCCAUGGCAAUGGGCCGGGGGCGAAGACUGCACUACGCAAGCGACUGGCGAAGCUGGCCAACACUCCAGCGACGAUGGCGUCUCGAGUCAUGACUGUGCUCGAGAUGAAAGAGGUAUCCCAGGCUCAGAAGACGCACGACCACCUGCGGAACAUAAGUAAAGAAAGAAUGGCAGAGAUAUCAAAGAUGGAGGCCGAGAAAAUCUUUCCAGAGAUCACCAAGUGGCUCAAGGAGAGACCGCUCGGCUCGAAGCUCCCUGACACGGACUCGGAGCCCAAGAAGAAGAAAGUGAACAAGAAAAAAAAGUCAGCAGCUACACCACAACCGACAUGGCAGCUGACAACCAAGCUCGACGAUGCAGACUGGUCACUACCGACUGUACGAGGGCUGCCAUCGCAAUAUGACGACAUGAAGCGGAUCCACCUUGUCACCGUGAACGAGAUGGCGCAGCUUCUGUCAGAUAAGGACUUCUGGAGCAAAGAGUUGCCGAACGACCCCUUUGGAUUCGUCUUGGCGCAGCCGCCAGACACAGCUACGAUCUAUGAGAUCUCCCCGCUGCCAGCGCUGAUCGACGGCAAGGCCCUCUGCGACCAGCUCAAGACGCAGAUGGGAUGGCAAUCUGAAUUCGUGAGCAUACGGCAGCGAGGCGGGCGCAAGUAUGGGGCAGCCAAGGAGAUGUACGCGACGACUCGCUGGCUUCGGGUUGUAGCUCUCUUUGGCCCACGUCCCAUCCACUUCGUCAACCUCUACAACGAAGCUGGCCAUGACAAUAUGAUCAGGACAGCGAUGCCCUUGGACGUCAAUGUAUUGAAGUACACUAUGAAGCUUUUGAGCAAGCACUUAUCGACGAACGGGCCGAGGAUCUUCAACAAAGGCGAGCUGAAGACAUGGGACAAGUUCGAGACCCGUUUCGGCGAAUACAUCAAGCAAUAUCCAUGUGAGAUCGAGCUACAGGAACGGAAGGACAUGAAGGGCUGCGCUGUUGGCCUGAAUUACCACGUGACCACGUCCAUCCUGCGCAAGGCUGACCGCACCACCAAGCCCGAUGACGAGGACGUGGACGACGAGCCGAAGGCCGAUGACACGGUGCGAGCGCCAAUGUCGGCGUCCUGGGUAGAGCUUGCCAUUGAUUUCACUAUUGUAACAGGCCUCUCUCUUGUCACGCCGCAGGAGAGCGCUAGUGAGGCAAAGAUCGUGCGCAUGGCUAGAUACUUCAGUACUGCAGCUACGAGGAUGGCACAGCUAUGCAAAUGCAAAUUGGCUCCACGAGAGACCCAUGCCGAGAUAAGCGCCUUGAUACCACUUGGUCUUCGCAAGGCCCCAGGAUUCAAGUGCAGAGCGUCUUUUGUGGCUCACCAGCACACGAUGAAGGUGAUGCACACGCUGGCCCUCGCUUCUACUGACCGCAGGGGCAGCCUCGACGUGCGCCCCGACUGGUGCUCGCCGCCGAAGCCGAUAUGGAACGUUCCUUGCCUCAAGGAGAACAUAGUCAAGACAGCACACGUUGCCAUGUUUUGCUGUUACUGCACCGACAUCGUGAAUUUGACGGUGAUCGGGAACCUGAAUGCUACCUCCCUGCUCGGCGACCUGGCGGCAGAGCUCACGGACACUCUGAGCGCCCUGUCGCGGGCGAUCGACCUGAUCUCCAAGGAAAUGGCCAAGAACCCCGCCGCCUUCGUGCAGAUGGAUGUCUCGGGCGUGGCUGGUCUGGUCACUGCUCUCAGCACAAUUGUGGACGCUGUUUCCCUCGGGGGUGCCGAUAAGGAUAGGCUCGUUGCGUUUGCGCAGGAGCAGCGGGAUGCCGCUGAGUCGGACGAGUCUGGUGCCCCUGACCCAGCAGCGUACAGGUCACACAGCAAGGGGAUCCUGGACGUCCUCGAGGAUCUGAAGGCAAAGGCCGAGGAGCAGCUCGCCACCCUGCGCAAGGAGGAGUCGAGCACUCAGCACAACUACGCCCUGUUGAAACAGAGCCUGGAAGACGAGGUUGCCUACAACACGAAGGAGCUGAAAGAGGAGAAGGCGUUCAAGUCGGACACGGAGGAGGCGAAAGCGACUGCCACCGCGGAUCUUGCAACGACCACGAAGUUGCUCAAGGACACGGAGGCAGCGAGGUCGGCAACGCAGGCCGAUUGCAUGAAGUUAGCGACAGACCACGACGUCUCCACCGCAGGCCGCACUGCCGAGCUAAACACGAUCGCCGCCGCGAAGAAGGCGCUUGUGGAGACAAGCUCUGGCGCUGUGGAGCAGACGUAUUCCUUCAUCCAGAAGGUAAGCUCGAGCCUGCGCACUGGCGCAGACCUGAAGGGCGCCGAGGUGGCCCGCUUCGUCAAGAGGCUGGCCAAGGACCAUCAUCCUGAGGCCCUCGCGCAGCUGGCAUCGCGCAUCACAGCGCUCAUGCAGUACGGCAGUGGCGCCGGGGCGGAUCCCUUUGUAAAAGUGAAAGGGCUGAUCACGGACAUGAUAGAGAAGCUUCAAGCCGAGGCUGACGCGGCUGCGACCGAGAAGGCCUACUGCGACGAGCAAAUUGCCAAGACCGAAGCGAAGAAGUCGGAGCUCGAGGAUGACAUCGCCAAGCUGACGUCCAAGAUCGACACCAAGAGCGCGCACUCGGCCAAGCUCAAGGAGGAGGUGAAAACACUGCAGACGGAGCUGGCCUCGCUUGCCAAUGAGCAGGCCAAAGCCGACCUCGAGCUUGGCCUGGAGGGCGUGGGCAAGGCGCUCUCGAUCCUCCGCAAGUACUACCAGGGUGACGGGGCCGCCAUGCUCCAAAGCCAGCAGCCAGCGAAACCCGUGUUCCACAGCAAGGUCGUAGAGUCCGAUUUCGCGAAGAACCUUGCCGACGAGGAGGCAACGGAGGCGGAUGCGUUGUCCUCGUACGAUGCCAGGACGCAGGAGAUCAAGGUGUCCAUGGCCACGAAGAGCCAGGAUGUGAAAUACAAAGUGCAAGAGUUCAAGGGCUUGGACAAGGACGUCAACGAGCUGUCCGCUGACCGCACGUCCACCAACGAGGAGCUGUCGUCGGUGCUGGAGUACUUUGCCCAGGUCAACCAGCGCUGCAUCGCCAAGCCGGAGACGUACGAGGAGCGCAAGGCCCGCCGCGAGGCCGAGAUACAAGGAUUGAAGGAAGCCCUUGCGAUCCUGAGCGACGAGACCGCUGCGUCGCUCCUGCAGGCGCGCAAGCACCGCUCCCUGCGCCAGGGGGCCCUGACCGCGUGA